CCAAAACACAUGGUGGCUCCCUGCCUCGCGUGUGAGCGACGUCGGCUGACAUGGAGACCGAGGAUGUCAAUUUACGCAGUGAAAUAACACUUCUUUCACAGAUAGACCAAAAGUGCAAUGGUGCCUUCCAGAAGUUCUUGGAAAUUGAGGAGUGGGACAAAAACCAAUGGGAUGAGGUGCUCACUGCAGUGGCGGCUGCACUCUUAGACCCAGACUUGACUCUCCUGGUUGGAGCAAAUCUGCGACCAUGGCUAUUGGAGCUGCUGUCUCAUGCCAAAGAGGUUGUGAAGAAAAUUGAUGCACAUCCUGCUUUCUGUGUUAGUCUUAGCAAGCUUGUCACUGUCAGCAAUGAUGUCAGCAGAUUUGUACUCAAGUAUUUUCAGAGUGCUCCUGCACCAUUCCAUGAGCAGGAAGGAAAUUCCUGUGAACCAAAACAAAAGAAACUCAAAAAUGGUCAUGAGCUUCAGAGGCAUUGUGUUGCAGAUGUUGACAUAGCAAAGGCAACGUACAUACUGCUACAACAUGUUGGAGAAGACCUGACUUACUUGUGGAAAUGGUCGGAUAUAUUACCAUUCUUAAAUCACAGUUCAGAAGAAGUGAGAUGGCUGAUGUGUCAAUGUAUAGCAAUUUUAUCCAGAAUGACUGAAAUGCAGAGAGAGUCUUUAAUAAGAAAGCAUGUACCUGAGGAGGUACACAUUAGAUUGUCUGUAGAGAAUACCCUGACAUCAAAACCAAAGUUACCAGAAAUAUUGGGAGAGACAAGAGAAAUGAGUGAGUGUCAGCAGUUCCAACACACUGUUGCAGUUGGGCUUGUGGCACUGCCAGUCUAUAGCAAGGAGGAUCAGAAAGCGGAAGGUUGCUUAGUUAAGGUUCCGUCGACCAGGCGCAACCUUGAGUGUCUAGCAUUGGCGAUAAGCAGAGGUAAUCCAGUAUUAAUAGAAGGAGUUGUUGGAAGUGGGAAGACCUCAUUGGUGGAGCAUUUAGCAUGCAUUACUGGAAGAACAAAAGCUCCUCUGUUGAUAAAGGUUCAGCUUGGAGACCAAACAGACAGCAAGACACUCCUUGGAACUUACUGUUGUACACAGACACCUGGAGAAUUUAUUUGGAGGCCAGGCUCAGUAACACAGGCUGUGAUGCAAGGCUACUGGCUACUUUUAGAGGAUCUGGAUUAUGCUCCUAUGGAUGUCAUAUCUAUCUUGGUUCCACUUCUUGAGACGAGAACACUACCUCUGCCAGGUCACGGAAAUGUACGAGCCCAUCCAGACUUCCAGCUCUUUGCCACACGACGGACUCUAGGAGGAGCCAAGAUGGUCAGUGGAAAUGCAGGAUUGUUAGAGAAGCUGUGGCUGAAGAUUACACUGGAAACCCUGAAGCAUUCUGAACUGAAGGAGAUUGUGACUACCAGGUGGCCUGUCCUUGAGACUAUAACAGACAAGCUUGUUGGAACAUAUCUAAUGAUGUCUGCUGGACACCACGAAGAUGACAGGUCCCAUGUAAGUCAGGAUGACAUAGUAGAUUUGACCACUGUUAAGGUGUCUGGCCGCCUAGUAUCCACAAGGGACCUCAUGAAGUGGUGCGCAAGGGUGUCUGAGCACAUAGAGAACAAGGAUAGCGAUUUAGCUCAGAGGGCUUUCCAGGAAGCUCUUGAUGUAUUUUGUGCUGCAAUUCCAAAUAAGUCUGCAAAAUUCACCUUUGCACUGCACAUUGGAUCCUUCAUGAACAGAAAUCGGGCAGAAUCUGAAUAUUAUUGCACAAAGUAUAUGCCUGAAAUUAAAUUCACUAACGCGCACAUAUCCAUUGGUGAACGUGUAAAACUGCCCAAAAAAUGUGAUGAUUCCCUGUCUCUGAAGGAAGUCAAGCAGUAUACCUUUUCCUUCACAAGACCUGCCUUGUCUUUGUUAGAGAGAAUAGGAGUUUCCUUAUUAAAUGAGGAGUCAGUCUUGAUUGUGGGUGAGACUGGAACAGGCAAAACCUCUGCUGUGCAGUAUCUUGCUCACCAGACCAGGCAGAAAUUACGGGUCAUCAACAUGAAUCAACAGAGUGAUUCCUCAGACCUCUUGGGUGGUUUCAAGCCAGUUGACCUGAAGACAGUUGUGGCACCAAUAAGGCAGGAAUUUGAACACCUUUUCACCAAAACAUUUUCAGCUAUGCAGAAUAACACAUUUCUUCAGCAUAUAAUGGUUUGUUAUAUGAACAAGAGGUGGAAUGACUUAUUUGCUCUAAUGUCUCACACAAAUCAGAAGGCUGUGAAGAAAAUUAAGGAUGAAAUGAAGAAUAAGAGUAAUGCAAAGAAGAUUAGACAGUCUAAGCUGAUGUUAAGUAAAUGGGAAGACUUUGGUUUUAGAAUGCAGACAGUGAAGGAGCAAGUGAGUCAAACACAAAAUGUAUUUGCAUUUUCAUUUAUUGAAGGAGUUCUCAUCAAGGCAAUACAAGAAGGUGAGUGGGUAUUGCUAGAUGAAAUCAAUUUAGCAAGUGCUGAAACCCUAGAGUGCUUGUCAAGUUUACUAGAGUCAAAAACUGGUUCCUUGACUCUGUUGGAGCGAGGGGACACACAGCCCAUUGUCCGACACCCAGCAUUCCGCCUGUUUGCAUGCAUGAAUCCAGCAACUGAUGUUGGGAAAAAAGAACUACCUGCUGGCCUGCGAAAUAGGUUCACAGAGUUCUUCAUGGAAGAAUUAGAAACUGGUCAGGAUUUGAUCAUUAUCAUCAAGGACUAUUUGGAGAAGUUGGGACCAAAUAUGAAACAAAUUGAGGGUAUUGUGAAGUUCUACAAGAAUGUAAGAGAAGCAAAUGUCAAGUUGCUCAAUGAUGGCAUGGGCCACAAACCACAUUUCAGCUUGCGUACCCUCUGCAGGGCCCUGGCUGUUGCUGCAAGAAAUCCAUGCUCAAGUGUAAAGAGGUCCUUAUAUGAGGCCUUCUGUUUGGCCUUUCUUACCCAGUUAGACAAUCCAUCAUAUGCAUACAUGGUGAUGCUAAUCAAGAAAUACAUUUUGGGAGUAGAUUCCCAAACAUAUAACAGCCUUAAGGGCAAGAUUCCACUAGACCCAAUUGCUAAGCCAAAGAACGUUGAAACCGUGAAGGUGGAAGAUUUUUGGGUACCAGUUGGUGAUACAGAACCACAGAGUCCUCAUAAUUAUAUCAUCACAAAAACAGUGAAGAAGAACCUGCUUGAUAUAGUGCGUGUUGUGAGCAUUGGCAGGUUUCCAGUGCUGCUUCAGGGAGAGACCUCAGUUGGCAAGACCUCCCUUAUUAUGUACCUUGCACGGAUCACGGGAACAACUUGUGUCCGUAUCAAUAAUCAUGAACACACAGAUCUUCAAGAAUAUGUUGGCUCAUAUGCACCAGAUGAGAGUGGAAAGCUUGUUUUUAAGCAUGGUGUCCUUGUUAAUGCAAUGCGCAAUGGACACUGGAUUAUCCUUGAUGAGCUUAACCUUGCCCCCACGGACGUACUAGAGGCACUGAAUCGUCUUUUGGAUGAUAAUCGGGAACUUUUCAUCCCAGAAACACAGGAAACUAUUAAAGCUCAUCCUAAUUUCAUGCUGUUUGCCACACAGAACCCACCAGGUUUAUAUGGUGGUCGAAAGGUCUUGUCCAGGGCUUUUCGUAACAGGUUUGUUGAGCUGCACUUCCAGGAAAUCCCAACUCAGGAGUUAGAGAUAAUCCUACAUCAGAGGUGUGAGAUCCCUUUGUCCUACAGCAAGAAAAUGGUUGCUGUCUUACAUGAAUUACAGAACAUGAGGAGGAGUUCAAAUGUCUUCCAGGGAAAGCAGUCCUUUAUCACCCUUCGUGACCUGUUCCGCUGGGCUGAGCGUUACCGUCUCGCUCCAAAACAGACCACCAAGUACUACGAUUGGAACCAGCACCUUGUGGAUGAAGGCUACCUAGUGUUAGCAGGAAGAGUGAGAGAGGAGGAGGAAGUGGAAGCCAUUAAGACAGUACUUGAAAAGAGGUUCGGCAAAGCAGUAGAUGUGGAAUCCCUGUUUGUGCUCUCAGAGAAAACAUCACCAGUCACAAAAGAGUGUUUAGAAAAAUUAUCGACAGUCAAAGGCUUUGAGCAUGUAGUUUGGACACAAGACAUGAGUCGACUCUAUGUCCUGGCAGCCAAGUCAUUAAGCUUCAAAGAGCCAGUGUUGUUAGUAGGAGAAACAGGUUGUGGUAAGACAACUGUCUGCCAAAUGAUAGCAGCUCAAAAACAUCAGGAACUUUUCACUAUCAACUGUCACAUGCAUACUGAGGGAGCUGACUUCCUUGGUGGAUUGCGUCCUGUUAGAUCACACACAGAAGAAGACGACCGAUUGUUUGAAUGGGUGGAUGGGCCCUUGAUUCUGUCUAUGAGGGAUGGUGGCAUGUUUCUGGCUGAUGAAAUUUCACUUGCUGAUGACAGUGUUCUGGAGAGACUCAACUCUGUUCUUGAGCCAGAGCGUAUGCUGGUUCUGGCGGAGAAGGGGACAGAUGGAGUUGAGUAUGAAAGCAAUCCUGACAUUAUAUAUGCUCAUGAGGACUUCAGACUCAUUGGCACUAUGAACCCUGGUGGAGAUUAUGGCAAGAAGGAACUGUCCCCUGCUCUCAGAAAUCGCUUCACUGAAAUCUGGUGUCCAAAAGUUGAGAUUGGGAGACCUUCAUCUGGUGUCCUGGAGAUCAUUGAGCAUAAUGUGAAGGAGGGAAUCAUCCUUAAUGGUGAUGAUAAUACAAGUGGAUUUGGAAAAGCAAUGUUUCAGUUUCUGGAGCACUUCAUCCGAACAGAAUUAGGAAGCAAGUGUGUCAUAAGUAUAAGAGACUUACUGUCCUGGGUCACUUUCAUAAACAAAGUCACAGAAUCUGAAUGCUUAGAUCCUGGAUUAGCUUAUAUCCAUGGAGCAUGUCUUGUUUUGCUUGAUGGACUGGGAUCAGGCCGCACUGGCACAGGUUUGAAAGGAUGGAGAAAGUUGAGAGAAGGAUGCCUCAGUUACCUCUGUCAGCAAGUUUGGCAGAAAACUGGUGUACAACCAAGUACAGUAACACUAGAUGGAAAAUUAGGGAUGCAGCUGAAUUUUAUAAACAACGAUACACACUUUGGUAUUGAACCAUUCAUUAUACCUAAAGGACCAAUCAAAGAAAACAAAACAAUGAUGUUUACCUUCAAAGCUCCCAGAACCUGUGUAAAUCUCCUCCGUUUGUUGCGAGGAUUACAGCUUUCAAAACCAUUGUUGCUGGAAGGCAGCCCAGGUGUAGGAAAAACCAGUUUAGUGAUUGCUUUAGCAAAAAGUUCUGGAAAUAACAUUGUAAGAAUCAAUUUGUCAGAGCAGACAGAUGUAAGUGAUCUCUUUGGUGCAGACUUGCCUGUUGAAGGUGGAGAAGGAGGAAAAUUUGCAUGGCGAGAUGGACCUUUGCUCCAGGCCCUUCGUGAGGGAUCAUGGGUAGUUCUGGAUGAACUAAAUCUUGCAUCUCAGUCAGUACUGGAGGGUCUUAAUGCCUGCUUUGAUCACAGAGGAGAGAUUUUUGUGCCAGAAUUAGGCAAAGUGUUUAAAAUUGAACAUCAGACUACCAAGAUAUUUGCUUGCCAGAACCCCCAGUUUCAGGGAGGUGCUAGGAAAGGUCUUCCAAAGUCUUUCCUCAACAGAUUUACGCAGGUUCACAUUGAACCACUUUCUGCAGCUGAUCUUGAGUUCAUCCUGGGCAUUUUGUAUGAGAGUCUUCCCCAAGACAUCAUUGCAAAAAUGGUAAAGUUCAAUACAGAGCUUGUGCAGGAGAUAUCAGAGCAAGGUCUUUGGGGACACUGUGGUGGACCAUGGGAGCUCAACCUUCGAGACAUGUGCAGAUGGUGUGAUAUCAUGUUAAAGCAUCAAUCAGAAAGCAGUUUCAACCCAGGCGAGUAUGUUGGAAUCAUAUACUCGGACCGCAUGAGAACUGCAGCAGAUAAGGAAAAUGUCUUCACAGUUUACAACCGUAUCUUUGGAGAGGCUUACCCAGGCUACCAAAGUAUUGGAAGAUUCCACAUGACGCAGAAGACAGUUCAAGUUGGGCAUUCCUUUAUUGAUCGAAAGACAGAUGGAGAUUAUAGUCGUGAGGACAACAGUGGAGAACUUUUUGUUAUUCACCAUCAGUUGCCAAUCAUAGAGAGCUUGAUAAGCUGUGUGAAUAUGAACUGGAUGGCUUUGAUGGUGGGAGCUUCAGGUGUUGGAAAAACAUCAGUGGUAAAGCUGCUAGCCAGGUUGACUGGAAACCAGCUUUACACAUUCACAGUUAACUCUGAUAUGGAUGUCACUGAACUGCUUGGAGGCUUUCAACAGGUUGAUUAUGGGAGAUCUCUAGGAGAUAUAGUAGAACAAACAGAAAGUGCAGUUUCAGCAGCUGUGAGACAGUUGGUGUUGGCAAGUUCCUGUGCACAUGCCAAAAAGAUCCUGAAGUCAUGGGAACUGUUCAUCUCUGUUCAUAAUGACAAGACAACUAGAACAACCUCUGGAGAAGUGGAGCACUUCCUUCAUCGUUGUGAUCUUUUGCAAGACCUUUUACAGUCAUUGACAGAGAUUAGUGAGAAUGAUAAGCUACAGGACAAAUCCCCAGUUAAGACUAGACCAAAAAAGAGAAGGAAAUCAGAGCAGAAGUUCCAGGCUGUGAGUGAUAAUGGCAAGAGCCUUGAAGAGCUUGUUAACAUUUCAAAAAUGUUGAGUGAUGUGAAGAAGCUACAGAAUCAGGUUAAAGAGGCUGGUAUAAUAUCAGGGGGUGGCACCUUCCAGUGGGUUGACUCCAUCCUUGUCAAGGCUGUACGAGAAGGCUACUGGCUGUUGGUGGAGGGAGUAAAUGUCUGCUCUCCAUCUGUACUGGAUCGUUUGAAUGCUCUUCUGGAACCUGGAGGAGUCCUGACCAUCAGUGAAAGGGGUGUCGUAGAUGGUGCUGUCCCGUUUGUAACACCACACAAAGAUUUCCGUCUUUUCCUUGCCAUGGAUCCACAAAAUGGAGAGAUAUCACGAGCAAUGAGAAACCGUGGCAUUGAAAUUUGUUCUGUGAACACAUGGACAAAGCCACAGGACUUCCGUGCCUUAUUGCUUCAGAAUGGUAUAACAUCUUCAAAACUGCAGAACACCCUGUAUGAGGGUUACAGACUGCUUACAACAGAACUCCCAGUACAUGAGCGACCAAGUAUUUGCCAGUUCAAGCAGACAGCAUCUAUGGUGAACCAGUUAGUCCAGCGAGGUUUUGGAGGAGAAUUGGCUGUUAGAAAAGCUUUGGCUGUAGUAUACAUCAGAUCUCAAGGAAAGGCACAGUUACAGGAGGAAAUCAAUCAUAUUCUACAUGUAAUGCCAGACUUCUUGGAAAAAUCCAUGAACCUUCCUUGGCCUCUAUAUGAGCAUCAGACCCUGAGUGUAUGCAGGCUGAGUGGAGGAAGCAGCUUAGCACAUGCAAAGGUGCUUUCAUCACUUCUACAUUCCAUCAUUCUGGCUCAGAUAUAUCCAGAAUCUGCAGAGGCAUGCAGUACAGAAACCCUGCCGGCAGCCUGUCCUCUCCCUGCAAUGCCAAACAGUGUAAAGAAUUGCAUAGCUCUCAUUCUGACCUUGACACCUCUGGACAACUGGCAAAUGAUCCACAAAUUGCUGAUGAAGCUAAUCAGCAAGCUUCCUCAGAAAGCAAAUCCUCUUGGGGAGUUGGUGGUGUCUGUUUUACAGUCCAUUGUUUCACAGAAAGUGUGCAAAGCAUCUGAAACCUUACAAGCUUGUUUGGGAAAUUUCCUAGCUGUUGAUCCACGUUUCAACGUACAUUCUCUAGAAGUGCAAGAAUGUAACAAGUCAGAAGUUGAUGUCGAAAGUCUUGCAAACAAAUCAAAAGUAUGGAUAUGGAAAAGUGUGAAUCAGUAUUUUGAAGAAAAUCCUGAGGACAAGAAAGAAAAUGAGAAGAAAAAAAUGGAUGCCAUGACACUAUUAGAGAUUUCUGAAUCUAUCAGCAAGGGUCGUGCAGGGAAACACCUGAUUCAUCAUCCCUCAAUUCCAUUGCUAUAUCCAUUCUUAAAGGGCAUCGAUCAGCUCGUCUCAGCCCUCACCGAUAAUACUCAGGUGCCUCUCACAGAUCUCGAAUGGUGUCACUUAGCGAGUUCCCUUCACUGGCAAGACCGCCUGACUAAGCUCUGUUCUAAAGUCAUUGAAAAGUCCAGGUUUCAUUUGUUUUUGCCUCAGCUGACCUUACACUGGGAGUGGAUUGAUCAGUAUUUAUUGAAGAAAAUCCCUGAAACUUGGAAUGAAAUAGCUUCAGCAAAAUUGAAGAGCAUAGUAAGUCAGAUGCAAACCAUUUUUGAGAAGGAGUUUGGGACACUUCACAAACUGGCUGCAGAAUUUCGAUCUCAUAUGGCGCCAGCUCCAUUCAUUUCACCAUUUGUGUCAGAUGCCCAAGCUAAACUGAUGAGUCUUAUUGAUUCAGUAGCCCCAGCUGCAGAUAAACACAAAGUAAACUUGUUUAUGGCUUCCAAACUUGGAAUUGAAACACGAGAGUCACUGAUGCAGAGAGCAGUAGAGGUUGGUGGUUGUAGCAGUGAGAUAGCUGAUCAUGUAGAUGUUCGAAUUGAUACCUUGGAAAGUAUGAUAAACAGUAAAUGCCUGCAGAAUGAAAGGCUACUCACAUCCAAAGAUGUGGAUCUGACUGUCCUUACUAUUCAGACUUGGCCAUUGCAAGACUAUUUGGCCCUAAUAGGACUGUCUUUGGGAAGAAUUAGUAAUGAGAUCCCCAAACAUAUUUCAGAUAUGUUGUGUGUUGCCCCUGGAGUGUUUAAAGAAAUGGCAUCCAUUCUAUCUUGUCCAGGGGUCCAAUCAGGCACUGCAGUUGACACUCACUACUACUUGACAAUGAGACAAAGCACUGCAUUUAAUAAGACAUACUCUUUCUUAGAAUACACACUUCAUUCAUCAGAAGAUGAUCAAGAAAAUGAAAAAGAUAGACAUGCACAUCUCUAUCAUCCAUCUGCAUGUCAGCUUACAUACAUUCUGUCAACAGGCAACAACAGUCCAGGUAGUGGAAAUGAAAACAUUAUAGAAGAGGUUGCUGUUGGACUUCACAUAGAAAAGGUUUCUCAGUUACAGUCAACUCGUUCCACUCUCUGGAGUAACUGGACAUGUCUAACUGAUCCAGAUUCCAGCUAUGAAGCAUCAUUUACAAGAGCUGCUCUUGCUUACAUAGCUUCUACUUUAAGCACUCUAGCUUUCAUUUGUCAUAUUGACAUGCCAUCUAAUGUUGGUGUUUCUGACUUGCAAACUGCAUCAAGUCUUGCAGUGAAACUUGCAGAUUCAAGCCUUAGUUUUAUACCUGAAAAUUGCAAGGAACUGCUUCUUGAAAUUGCAGAUAGUGUUGUUGAACUUGAGAAGUGCAGCAGUGAUUGGCAAACCAAAUCUGUUCUAGCAGCCCAUGCUGUUUUGGCUGUGGGGAUGUUCCGCACAAGCUUGUUGGCUUACAUGGAGCCAGUGGACUCUGCUCAACGUGUGUGCUUUCUCUUGAGGUAUUAUGAAGAAGAAAUGGAUGACUUGCAGUCCAAUAUGAUGUUAGCAGACUGGUGUGAAUGUUUGCAAGGUGGUUUAGGUAAUGCUCCUCUAAGACUUUCUCAUCCGCAUGGAACACUAAUGAAAGAAAGGCAUGAGUAUUUGAAAGAUGAAUCUCAUAAACUAAACCAGAAGGUAGCAUACAGACCAGACCCACCAACGUAUCCUCAGCUAAAACAAGACAUUCAUCAUUUUCUGUCUACUGUUUUCUAUAUUGAGAAAUUUAAGCAGUUAUUGGUUGGGCUGAAGUGUAAAGAAAGUUCAAUUGAGGACAAAACCAUAUUGAUGGUAGAUGUUAUGCUCUCUUCCUGUGAUAAUUUUGUUAAGCAAAUGGUCCGCCAGUAUCCUCUUUAUCGAGACAUAACUUACCCACUACUUCAGUCUGUCACCAUGUCCUGUGAGGCAUUGCGUCUCCUAGUGACACGUGCCCGUAUCCAGAGGGUCAGUGCUAGUUGUGGCACAAAUGUAACUGAGAGUUUGGCCCAGUAUUCUUCAUUCCCUGUUUCCCGAGAGCCUUUAGACCCCUUGAAGCAGCUAAGUAAGCAGAUGGAAGUGAAGCAGACUGUAGCUGUUUUGCUUCCAGAGGAUGAGUAUCCUGGUCAGGCAAAGCUUCUUAGUACGUUGGUACUACGAUCUGUACUUCUAGACCUGUUCAGUACAACUUUGACUCAAGCCUGUUUAGACAGGAAGGCUGUUCAGAUGAUCAUGCAUUUACUGGAACAAGUCACAACAAUCUGGCGCCAUCAGGAAGAGGAAAAAGCUCUGAAAGCACAAGAGAAGGAGAGCCUAUAUCGUUAUAAGGACCGGACUAUGGCUGCAUCAGAGACAGAAGAAGAAAGCAUUGAAAGAGAAUUCUCUGAAGCUUUUCCUUCCUUUGAUGAUGAGUUUGAUGAUCUGGAGGGCAUAAACUUAAAUGAUUCAUCUUAGGUCAGUUAAGUGAUAAAGAGGUGCAGGAAAUCAGUGAAUUACAUCGUCUGUUGUUUACUAAUUUGGUGAAUACUUCAUGGCGCAGUGCACCCUCAACUCCAAGUGUGAGCCCCGCUUCUCAGAUGAUACCAGCAUCAAUCAUAAGACUGCGUGUGUUGCGAACUAUCAUCAACACCAUUGGACCCAUUGCUGGCAGUCACUUGGAUCGAGUAUCACUGGGCGCUCACAUUCUCAGUAACCACAAUUCCUGUGCCAUCCUUACUCAUGAUCCUCCAGCCCCUCUUGUUUCUCACCCAUACAACAUAUAUCUUGAUCCGAAUCCCCAAGAGGCCUUAAAGGUUCGGCCGCUCGUGCAAGCAGUGCGCGAACGAGUGGAUGAACUCUUGCGUUCAUGGCCAGAUCACCCUGUUCUGAUGAUGGUUAACACAGUGGUAAAUCGAGUAUUAAGUUUUACACUGACUUCACCAUUAAUGCGACAUAUUGUAGGCUUAGAAACAAUCCUGGAAAAAGCUCAAGAAUGGGAGAAAAAUGCUCAUGCCAGUGUCUCGAUGAUGGAACAAUUGGAAGCUGUGACACAUCAGAUCAUAGAGUGGAGGAAACUGGAGCUACAUGGCUGGAAAAACUGUCUGAAUAUGAUAACCCAUAAAGUUGCAACUGAAGGAAGGAAGUGGUGGCCUCACCUAUAUGAAGCAUUCCAAGUUGCACUUGCAGAAAAGGUCUCUUUGGAUGAAGUAUCAAAAACCCUAAAACAGUUCUUUGAGACUUCUCUACUGGGAGAUUUCCAGCUCCGUUUGGAAAUGUUGUAUGCUUUCCACUGUAAUCUUGCUGUCCUAGAAAAAAGUAAGCUUGUUGAGAAACUACUGGCUCUCACGUGGAAUCUCCACCAAUAUUACCUUCAGUACUUACCUGAAGUCACAGCCACAUUAAGUAAAGCAAGAAAGCCCAUUGACAAGGAAGUGAAAGGCUUUGUAAAAAUUGCACAAUGGCGUGAUAUCAACUUCUUCUCUGUACGUGAGUCUGUGAAUAAGAGCCAUCGGACUUUGCAUCGUCAUAUGCGUAGUUGGGAGAAAAAGCUCAGGCAGCCUGCUUCUCCACUGUUCCAUGAUGCAGACUCAGAGUUAUCACAAGAUCAGACAGGAGCUUGGGAUAAAGAACCAGAUAAUAACUCAGCCCUCCAAGUAGCUCCCAUAGUGCCAUCAAAGCCGAUUGAAGUUGAUGAUCUUGCUGAUGUACAAGAGAACACAGUGCUAGGGAAAUUGGGAGCAUUAACACCUCGAUGCCAUAAACUUGUGUACUCGACUUUGAAGACUCUACCUUAUGCAUCCCAUAUAGAAAUGGUUGAAGAGAUGACCGCUGCAGUCAUUACUAAUUACCAGGAGUUACAGGCAGCAGCCACAAAAGCAGAAGGCAUCACAGAGUCUGAGAAUCGUUUGAAGUCACUACGUAGUGUAAUGCAACGCCGCAGGGAUUCUCUAGCUCAGUUGUUCAAGGCACUUACAGCUACUGGUGUCACUUACACCCGUGGAAAUAGUAUGUGGAAUGAUGGGGAUGUUGAGAAGUGUUUACACCUCCCACCACUGAAUUUAGAAGUUGCUCAUUCAGGUAGUAAAUCCUUGAAAUCUGCUAGAGAAGCUUGGUCAGGAUGUCAGAAGUACCUGGACAGAUGCAUUGGAAGACAAACCCGACUCCUGACAGCCCUCCAACAGCCUCAUGGUGAUCUAGGUCCUGAGCUCAUCAAAAGGUUGCGUGGUGUGUCAUGCUACCUCUUCAUCUUGGCAAGAGACCAGCGAAAGGCAUUAGCAAGUAUUAGUGGUAACAGUCGUAGACUAAGUAACAUUUUGCAAGAUUUAGCAACUUUGUUUCUCUUAGAAUUGGCUGGCAACCCUUCAUGGAUUAGCUACUCUGCCUGCUAUAAAACAAUGGAGUUGAAAGAAAACUCUGCAGUGCCUGAUGAGAAGGACCUAGAGGAAGCAAAGAUCAUUCUUGGAGAUAUUGAAAAGUUGACUACAUAUUUUGCCAGGAAGUUAGCCAAACAAAUGGAACUUUUUGAAGAGAAUCGCAUGCUAACACAAGAACACACCAAAGUUUUUAGAGAAGCCAUGAAGGAAUUUAUCAUUGUGGGUGACAAGAUUCAGAAUGUUACAGUAUUGCUGUCUUCAAGUAAGGGCACUCAUUUGCCCGUUACUGACUCCCUGAACAUUUGGCUGAGGAGUUGGAAAUCAGUGGAGGCCGAUCUCACUUCUUUGGUGGACUCGGAAUCACAGGUGCAGGCUACCAGAUUAGUGGAAAGUUUGGAAAAUGACAGGAAAGCCUUGAGACUUGGGAAGGUGGUGAAAAUCCUAGAAGAUUUAGUAAAGAAAAGUGAAAAUCAUCCACAAAUCUUGCUUGUAUUGAAAUCCUCCCUACCUUUGAUAGAACAGUACCAAGCCUUGUGCCAGUCAGUGCUUACAUACAUGGCCCAUAGCAACAGAAGUAUUACAAAUUGCAUCGUUAUUAUGGCAAUUUCAUCGUUAGCUGUCAAAGGCUUCUGUCGGCCCAAGGAACUUGAGGAGGAGGCUGGAGAAGAGGGUGCCACGAAGUUUGAAGAUAGUGAAGGAACAGGCCUUGGAGAUGGUGAAGGACAGAAGGAUAUGUCUGAUCGACUAGAGUCUGAAGAUCAAUUGGAGUCUGCUCUCCAGGAGGGAGAAAGUGAGAAAGAGGGUGAUAAAGACUUAAAGGAAGACGAGGGAGUGGAAAUGAGUGAAGACUUCGAAGGAAAGAUGCAAGACGUAGAAAAGGGAGAUGAGGAUGACAAUGAAAGUGAAGAUGAAGAUGACAAGGAUAUGGAGGAACAGAUGGGAGAAACGGAAAAGGGCGCUGAAAAACUUGAUGAAAAAGUUUGGGAACAGGCGAAGAGAUCGAUGGGGAAUCAAAAAUGGUCGCUAAAGAUGAGAAGAAGAGCAACAAGGGAAGAGAUCAGGAUCAGAAAAAGAAAGAGAAACUCAAAGAAAUGGAGGAUAAAUUAAGAGAGAAUGAGGAAAAGGGUGAAGAGGAAGAGGAGUAUGAUGACAAUUUCAAGGACGAGUAUGGCGGAGAGGAAGGCAUGGAGAAUGAAGAUGAGGAUCCACCCAUGCAAUUACCCGAGGACAUGAACUUAGGCGAUGACAUCCGACGCAUCGAACGAUCAAGACAGCAAGACCAACGCAGAGGCAGCAGAGAUGGACACUACCCAAGCAAGCAAGGAUAUGACUAAGCAAAAGCCUAAGGAAGACGCAGGAGCUCAGCCCGAGCUGGACGAAGACGAGAAGCAGGAAGAGCACGGCCAGACGGGAGAGCAAACGGAAGACCAGGAAGGUGUGGGCGAGUCGGAGAGUCGCACGCGCGAGGAAGCCCACGAAGGAGAUAACUCUGCUUUGGUCACCGAAGACGCAGCCAACGAUAACACCGAUAUGGAGAAGCCCCGUCGACCAGGAGAGACGGACGAUGAUCGAACGCUAGGGGACGAAGAAAAUAGAGCACAACAAGGUCUAAUGUCAGUGAAUCCAAGACGGCGAAAUGACCAACGCCAAAACCAACAAGAACAGGAAGAAAAGAAGUCCAGCAAAGAGUACGAGCACAUAAACAAAGCCCAGAGCCAUUUCGACAAGCAGGUCGUGGAUGCCGGGACACAGGAGCAGGCCCAGGAAGCCCCUGCCCCUGCCAACACGGAGGAGGACGAGGAUAACAAAAUGGAGAACGAGGAGAUGAUGGACACUCCCAUGGAGGUUGAUGAGGAGUUAGGCGAGGCUGAAGACGAAAAUGAAGCACUGGGACAAGACAAAGAAAGAAAUGAAGGCAAGGACAGAGGUCAGUCGCAGCCUGACCCCCAGGGAGAAGAUGCCAAGGUGGAAACGGAGGGAGAGAUUAUCCUUGCGGCCACUGUGGAACGAGCACCGGAGAGCUUCAUUCACACCCUCUUAACAGACGAAAAUGAAUAUGAAGGAGGAGAAGAUGCAUACACAUUUAAUGAGAAUGAAGAAGAAACUAGACGGGACAUAGAGACUGCUACUGCUGUACAGACCGAGGACAGUGAUGCAGCUUGGACGAAGCACGAAGCCCGUGUGGCAAACAUGGCAUUGCAGUUGUGCGAGCAGUUGCGUCUCAUUUUAGAACCAACACAGGCUGCUAGAUUACGUGGAGACUACAGAACGGGAAAGAGAUUGAACAUGCGUAAAGUGAUACCCUACAUUGCUUCUCAGUUUAGGAAGGACAAGAUCUGGCUUAGAAGAACGCAACCCAGCAAACGAACAUAUCAGAUAAUACUAGCAGUGGACGAUUCCGAGUCCAUGGCUGAAACACGAACAAGUACUUUAGCAACCGAGAGUGUGGCCUUGGUAACGAAGGCGCUCACACUCCUAGAAUCCGGUGAAGUAGGUGUCCUCAGCUUUGGAGCUUCUACAAACGUCUUGCACCCAUUAGGCGAUACCUUCAAUGAUGAGUCGGGAAGCCGCAUUUUAGCCAACCUUACAUUCGAACAGAAAAUGACGAACUUUGGUAAACUCUUAGAGGAUGCUGUGGCCAUUUUCAAGGGAGUGAAGAGAUACAGCUCCCAUGGAAACCCAGACACCGCCCAGUUGCUUAUCAUUUUAAGUGAUGGUCAGACUCAUACCAGGGCAGAGCAGGUCAAAGCCGCUGUUAGAAGAGCAAGAUUAGAGAGGGUCUUCAUAGUCUUCAUUGUUCUUGAUGCAAAGGAUAGUCAGUAUUCUUUCUACGAUAUCCUUGUGUAUGAGAAAGGUGAGAUGCGUCCGCUAGUGGAGACCUUCCCCUUUCCCUUCUUCUUGGUGGUGAGGGAUCUGGAGACUCUGCCACAAGCUUUGUCAACUGCACUUCGACAGUGGUUUGAGCUUGUUACAGCAGAUGCCAAGCAUUGAUGUGUAAUGUUUGGAGAAAUAUGAUAGCAUGUUUAUUUAUGAAGAAUUAUUAUUUUUGUUGAACUUUUGUAAACCUGUUACAAUAAAUGUAAAAGUUACAAAUGAGUACGUAGGGAUGUAAAUGUUAUAAAUAUUAGCCUAAUUUAUAAGAAAUAAAUUCUUAUAUAAAGACCAAGAAUGUGAAAUAUUCA
This is a messenger RNA of Penaeus monodon (black tiger shrimp), 15504 nucleotides long. RefSeq names its product midasin-like. The record is from RefSeq and is a predicted model, not a curated record. Lineage: Eukaryota; Metazoa; Arthropoda; Malacostraca; Decapoda; Penaeidae. Gene Ontology annotation, molecular function: ATP binding; ATP hydrolysis activity. Gene Ontology annotation, biological process: ribosomal large subunit assembly; rRNA processing. Gene Ontology annotation, cellular component: preribosome, large subunit precursor; nucleus.